GGCUUUCAUCUGUCACUGACGUCGUGACAGGUCAGAGUCCAACUUUUUACAAUUAAUAAUUUUUUAGUUUAGAUUUUGUCUCGUUUUAAUUAGAGAAUAUUAUUUUAGUGUCGUAAUAAAUUUAAUAAUUCAUAUCAGUGUUCGCCGGUAUCACAUUGAGAGGAGUCAUGGCAUCACAAGUCGCGAAAUCUUUCAUAAAAGCGGCUCGCCCUACUUCCACUGCUAAAUUCGACUCAGCUCGUCGAGCCCUCAGUGUGGGUGCAGCCUUACACCAAAAGAAAACCCUCAAGGAUCGCACGGGCAAGAAUGUGGUGCUGGUUGAUGGAGUGCGCACGCCCUUCCUGGUAUCCUUCACCGACUAUGCCAAGAUGAUGCCUCAUGAGCUUGCCAGGCAUUCAUUACUGGGUCUGCUGCAGAAGACCGGCAUCCAGAAGGAGCUGAUCGACUACAUAGUGUACGGCACAGUCAUCCAGGAGGUGAAGACAUCCAACAUUGGACGCGAGGCGGCGUUGGCGGCUGGCUUCAGCGACAAGACGCCUGCACACACUGUCACCAUGGCCUGCAUCUCCUCCAACCAGGCCAUCACCACCGGCAUCGGCAUGAUAGCGGCGGGCGCGUACGACAUCAUCGUCGCGGGCGGUGUAGAGUUCAUGUCGGACGUGCCCAUCCGACACUCGCGCAAGAUGCGUGCGCUGCUGCUGCGCCUCAACCGCGCCAAGACGCCCGCCCAGCGUCUCUCGCUGCUGGCCAGCAUCCGCCCCGACUACUUCGCGCCCGAGCUGCCGGCGGUGGCGGAGUUCUCGUCGGGCGAGACGAUGGGGCACAGCGCGGACCGGCUGGCGGCGGCGUUCGGCGCCUCGCGCGCGGAGCAGGACGAGUACGCACUGCGCUCGCACACGCUGGCGCACGAGGCGCAGCAGAAGGGCUACUUCACCGACCUCAUACCUGUCAAAGUGGAGGGCAAGGACGCCCUGGUGGAGAAGGACAACGGCAUCCGCGUGUCGGCGCCGGAGCAGCUCGCCAAGCUGCGGCCCGCCUUCGUCAAGCCGCACGGCACCGUCACCGCCGCCAACGCCUCCUUCCUGACCGAUGGAGCGUCGGCUUGCCUCGUGAUGUCGGAGGCGAAGGCCAAGGAGUUGGGCCUCAAGCCUAAGGCGUACCUGCGCGACUUCACCUACGUGGCUCAGGACCCCGUGGACCAGCUCCUGCUGGGGCCUGCGUACGGCAUCCCCAAGAUCCUGGACAAAGCAGGCCUCAAGCUCAGCGACAUCGACUCCUGGGAGAUCCAUGAGGCCUUCGCAGGUCAGAUCUUGGCUAACCUGAAAGCCAUGGACUCGGACUGGUUCGGCACCACGUACCUCGGGCGGCAGGGGAAGGUGGGCUCGCCGGACCUGGCCAAGUGGAACAAGUGGGGCGGCUCGUUGUCCAUUGGACACCCCUUCGCCGCCACUGGGGUCCGCCUGGCGAUGCACACGGCCAACCGGCUGGUGCGCGAGGACGGACAGAUCGGCGUCAUCUCCGCGUGCGCCGCCGGCGGGCAGGGCGUCGCCAUGCUGCUCGAGCGACACCCGGAGGCCACCGCCGACUGAACCCGACGCCGACACCCAACACCCAACACCCUCACCCCACCCUACACCCUCAACACUAUCACCCUUAAAACAAACAAUAGCACGCAAACUUCAACAUCAAGUGUAAUUCAGUAGGCCUAGCGAUCAUAUCCAGAGAAGAGAAAAAUACAUAUUGUCGACGGAGUUUUCCCAUCUCUUUCUCUCCAUCCAGUGAAGAGAAAAAGACAUUGUCGACCAAUAGCGGCGGACUUUUCCCAUCUCUUUCUCCCUAUCCAGUGAAGAGAAAGACAUAUUGUCGACCAAUGGCGGCGGAGCUUUCCAUCUCUUUCCAAAGCAACAAAAGAGUGCUAUAUAGUCUUUCUGUCAUCUUGAGAUAUUAUGUCCUGUAUCUUAGGCCUAGCUAACCUUAUUAAGUGGUUAGCGUUUUGAAACAUGUAAUUGUUUAAGAAAUCCUAUAUUCUCUCCAGUGUUAAAAAAAUACAAUUUGUAUUAUAGAUAACGACAAUGUUAAAAUUUGUUAUUCCUUGCAUUAGAUAUACUAGUUCGUAAGAGAAAGUAUGUAUUUUUGUAACUUAUUAUGUACUGUCAAUAAAGUUUGUUAACGAU
Messenger RNA from Bicyclus anynana (squinting bush brown), 2174 nucleotides. It is a transcript of the gene Mtpbeta, whose product is annotated as trifunctional enzyme subunit beta, mitochondrial. Gene Ontology annotation, molecular function: acyltransferase activity, transferring groups other than amino-acyl groups. The transcript is spliced from 10 exons. Bases 168 to 1589 code for a protein of 473 amino acids. Gene Ontology annotation, biological process: fatty acid beta-oxidation. Lineage: Eukaryota; Metazoa; Arthropoda; Insecta; Lepidoptera; Nymphalidae. The record is from RefSeq and is a predicted model, not a curated record.